Molecule: messenger RNA, 847 nt
Organism: Xiphias gladius (swordfish)
Lineage: Eukaryota; Metazoa; Chordata; Actinopteri; Istiophoriformes; Xiphiidae
Gene: acp1
Product: acid phosphatase 1
Exons: 7
Coding region: 153-629 (158 amino acids)
Biological process (GO): protein dephosphorylation
Cellular component (GO): cytoplasm
Molecular function (GO): acid phosphatase activity; non-membrane spanning protein tyrosine phosphatase activity
Source: RefSeq, a predicted model, not a curated record
UUCAAAUCAGUUGUGUCUAGAGGAGCCGGCAGUCCUGUGGUGUACAGCCUCUCGAGUGUUAGAGAUAAGGCAAGAUUCCAUGCAAGCCCGUUCUUUGCCUGAGCACUAGUUGGCCACCACCUGCGGCGUCAUACAGGACCCUUCAGAACAACAUGGCGGACAGUAGUACGAAGUCGGUUUUGUUCGUUUGCCUUGGGAAUAUUUGCAGAUCCCCCAUUGCUGAAGCAGUCUUCCGGAAGAUGGCAACAGAUGCUGGUGUUGUUGAUAAGUGGAGGAUAGACAGUGCUGCCACCUCCACCUAUGAGAUAGGAAACCCUCCAGACCACCGCGGGCAAGCCUGCAUGAAGAGGCAUAGCGUGCCCAUGCGCCAUGUGGCCAGGCAGGUGACCAAGGAAGAUUUCAUGAGCUUUGAGUACAUUCUCUGCAUGGAUGAGAGCAAUUUGAGUGACUUGAAAAGGAAAGCAAACUCUGUGAAAAACUACAGAGCAAAGAUUGAGCUUCUUGGUUCAUAUGACCCUCAAAAGCAGCUGAUCAUCAAAGACCCGUAUUAUGGAAGUGACAAAGACUUUGAAAAAGUGUACGACCAGUGUGUACGCUGCUGCGAAGCGUUUCUGGAGGCGAACUCCUAACAUCGUCCGACCUGAAACAAUCCUUCCACCAAAAGUGUUUUGGCUGUGUAACACAAGCACUCAUCAGUAUAACCCUGUUGUGGAUGUCACUGAAAGCACUUUGUUUCAGUGUUGUACAUGUCAUAGGAACCACACAUUGUGUACACUUAGAACAGUGCUGUGUGGAAGAGUUUGUAGACUGUGAAUUCAGGUGAUUAAUAACAUAAAUAAACAAAUUA